AGGAGGUCGCCCUGCACGUGAUUGCGUGAUGACGUCAAAAGCCGGUGCCUCAAAAUUGAAGUGACCUUCUUUGCGUCCGCCAGAUACCAUUUACCGGCAGAGAGAAGAAGACAGUUCCUCCACCGGCGUGAUUUUAUCCUCGUAUAUCUGACUCUAAAGCUCACCAUGGGAGACAUUGAAAAGGGAAAGAAGGUUUUUGUCCAGAAGUGUGGUCAGUGCCACACGAUAGAAAAGGGGGGCAAGCACAAGGUGGGCCCCAACCUCUGGGGUCUGUUUGGACGCAAGACCGGCCAGGCACCGGGCUUCUCCUACACAGAUGCCAACAAGUCUAAAGGUAUUGUGUGGAAUGAGGACACUCUCAUGGAGUACCUGGAGAAUCCCAAGAAGUACAUUCCUGGAACAAAAAUGAUCUUUGCUGGAAUCAAAAAGAAGGGAGAGCGACAGGACCUCAUCGCAUACCUCAAAUCGGCAUCUUCAUGAGCUAGUCAUAAAAAUUACUGUUUAAUGUCUCUCUUUUGUUCAUUUUUCAGCUUGCACAUGUUAAAUACAUGGUUUUAUGUUUUGUCAUUUGUACAAAGGGUUCAGUAUCACAUCAACUCUAAUUGUUUGAAUGUCAAAACAUAAAAUUAUAAUUGGGUUACCUUUCUUGUGAGUCUGUAUGAAAAUGACAAACUAAUUGAGACUACUUCGGUUGGUAAAUUCUGCCAGCUUCAUUUAAAAACCUUAAUUCGUCUUUACCAAUAUCAUUUCCGUUGGUGACAAAACAUAACAGCCUUUAGGUUUGUUGGUGUGUUGCUGAUGUUGAUCCCAGCUUUCAUGUCUAGUGGAGUUUCUCACCUUUUAUCGUGAGUGACAGAUUUUUCUGCCUUCUCUGAUCUGUCUAUUCUUUGGGCAGGAGGCUUCAAUUGCUGUGAACGAUCUAGAUUCUGCAGACUGCACCUUCCCCCCUUAAACAUUUAGACAAAAACCCUUGUUGCUCUCUGAGACUUCAGACUUAAACUGAUCUGUUUUGAUCACCGAAGCAGCCCCACUGCCUGUUUACUGAUGAGUUUCUAAAAGCCAUGGAUGACUUGACUAUAAGCUUGUAACAUCUAUGAAUAGUGAUAUUUGGCUGUAAAUGUCAUCACAACAAAUGUUGGGAAAUUGCUUACUAUGUAUAAAAAACUGUUAAUGGCACCAUCUGGAGAGAGAAACUUAUUUAUCUGAAAUCCUGAGGCCUGAAAAUAUCUUUUUAACUUAUUUUACUUUUUUCUGUAAAGGGUUUUUGAUGGGGCUGCUUGCUGCCAGUGUAUACACACCACUAUACUGUAUACAGACACCAGAGCAUGGUAGUUACAUUGUGGACAUACUGGUUGGUGGAUCAUUAAAGGAAAACGUCCAGAAAUCUGAA
This is a messenger RNA of Betta splendens (Siamese fighting fish), 1390 nucleotides long. RefSeq names its product cytochrome c iso-1/iso-2. The record is from RefSeq and is a predicted model, not a curated record. Bases 166 to 480 code for a protein of 104 amino acids. Gene Ontology annotation, biological process: mitochondrial electron transport, ubiquinol to cytochrome c; mitochondrial electron transport, cytochrome c to oxygen. The transcript has 3 exons. Gene Ontology annotation, molecular function: electron transfer activity; heme binding. Gene Ontology annotation, cellular component: mitochondrial intermembrane space. Lineage: Eukaryota; Metazoa; Chordata; Actinopteri; Anabantiformes; Osphronemidae.